Messenger RNA from Diabrotica virgifera virgifera (western corn rootworm), 2208 nucleotides. RefSeq lists its product as uncharacterized. The coding region runs from base 238 to 2208 and encodes 656 amino acids. Lineage: Eukaryota; Metazoa; Arthropoda; Insecta; Coleoptera; Chrysomelidae. The record is from RefSeq and is a predicted model, not a curated record. The transcript is spliced from 2 exons.
CUUUUUUCUAACAGUAACAAAAAAAAACCACUAUGUUGUUACUAGCUAAGUUUUUUAUAACAUCCUAACUCUACAAUUCUAAGUUACGCCCUGAAGAAGCCAAAUUAAUUCUCUUUGGCGAAAACGUUCGGCGAAACAAUUGAUACUCAUUAGAGUCUUUCUUGCAGGUUUCCCCAAUAUUUAAGAGUUUACUAUUUAACUUAUCUGCAAAGAUUAAAUUUCUUUUUUUAGAGGAACAUGGGGUUCUAUAACAACAUACGGGUUAAUUAUGGUACUGAGGCGUUGAGGUUGCUCAAGGAUUACCAGAAAACUAAUAUCAGACUAGCUAAAGAAAGGAAUCGGAGACUUUUUUUAUUAUCAUGUCGUUCUAAAGGUAUAACACCAAAACACAUUGUUCAUGCCACCUCCUCUGUUCAAAACUAUAUACACAGAAAUGGUUUCUUUCAAUUGCAGGGAUGCCAACAACUUAUCAGGUUAGAUAGCAAACUUUUAAAUGUUGAGAUUGCAACCAAUCAUAGAGUUCUCAAACAGUUAGAAAAGUCACUUACUGAACAAAAAACAGAAAUCAUUAGAUCAACCUCAGAAUAUGAUUGGCUGCAAUUUUCACAUAUUCAAUCUAUUAGAUAUAAUAAAAUAUUUUUUUCAAUUAAAUCUGACAAUAUCAAAAAAAUUGACUCACUAUAUCAGUCCUGUUGCAAAUCUGUUCUUAAAACUGAUCCAAAAUGGAUAAAAAAUUUAUCUACCUCAAUUAUUCCUGAUGAUGUUCUAGGUUUCUUGGCAUUAGGAAAUAAAUUUAGCAUCGAACCAAAGUUAGGAAAAGAUUAUCAAGUAAAAACACUGUUAGCAGAUUUGGAAUACAUAAUUUCAUCAUUGCCAUCUGAAUUAGAGCAAAACUUAAUCCGGUCAAGAACCACCAACAUUAUCACUAAUCACAUUUUGAAUACUUCUAAACCAUCUAAUACUUUUUUUCAUAACUUAUAUACUAAAACUAGAAAAUUUCUUAAAUCCAAUCCUGAGCUUUUGGUGACAAAAGCAGACAAAGGCAAUGUUACGGUCAUCUUGGAAAGAACUCACUACUUACAACUUUGUUCUUCUCUCAUUGAAAACGAUAGAUCUUACACGUCACUUACAUCCAAUCCCUCUUCUUCUCUACAAAGGAAAUGCAAUACAUUAAUAGCAUCCUUAGCUUCUUCCAAUGAGAUAGACCGUAACACUAGGAAAAAAUUAACAACUUAUAAUGGGAACAUUGCAAAGUUUUAUGCUUUGCCAAAAAUCCACAAACCAACACUAUCGGUUCGUCCCAUAGUAGCUUCCAUUGGAACUCCCACUGAAAAUAUAUCGGCCUUUGUUACAGACAUCCUUACUAAUGCAUAUGAUUAUGAAAUUCAGUAUUACAUUAAAGAUUCUUUUGAGAUGGUAAAUAAAUAUAAUGGUUACAUACUACCAUCAAAUUAUGUCCUCGUUAGCCUUGACGUUGUAUCCUUAUUCAGCAACGUACAUCUAGGAAUUUGUUUGACAUCAAUAGAGGUCAAUUGGGACCGUAUUAGAGGUUGUUGUUCCAUGUCUUAUGACAGAUUCAUCAGCAUCGUCGAAUUUCUCUUUAAUAACACCUACUUCUCAUUUAAUGGAAAAUUCUAUCAACAAACUUUCGGUACCCCUAUGGGAGCAAAGAUUUCUCCUAUAAUUGCAACUUACGUUAUGGAUUAUGUGUUAGACUCUGUCAUUCCUUUAUUAUCCUUUCAAAUUCCAUUCAUUAAAAAAUAUGUUGAUGAUAUCAUCUUGGCUAUACCCAAUGACAAGGUAGAUGAACUAUUAAACACCUUCAAUAGUUAUGACCCCUACAUCCAGUUCACUAUAGAGAGGGAAGAUGGUAAUUGGUCCGUCCCCUUUCUCGACAUAAGGAUGAUCAGGGAAAAUAACAACAUUAAAAUAGAUUGGUAUCAAAAACCGACCCAUUCUGGUAGAUACCUUAACUACCACUCUUACCAUAAUAAUUCUACCAAAGUCAAUUUAGUCAAACAGAUGAAAAAUAGAGUAAUAAAACUAUCAGAUCCUUCUUUUCAUACAAAAAACCUACAAAUCCUACAGAAACUUUUCAUUUCAAAUGCCUAUCCAACACCACUAGUAAAUAAGAUUUUGUUUAACACUGUCCAAAACGAGGGAUUUCACCUUCCUUCGCGACUAACAAUGCUGAUCCUGAUGUCUUAA